CGCACAAUUGCUUUGGCGUCCAGCAGCUCCAUGAUGCGCAACGACAUGUCCGAGACAACGAGCUCGUCGGCCUCGUCCGCGUCGUUGAUCCGAUUCCUGGCACCCUCAGAACCGUCAUGGUUUGACGCAUCCCGGCUCCAUGACUUCAACAUCAUGCUCUCCCACAUCUCAGGGUCGUCCCGAUCACCCGAGUUCGUCCUCAAUGCGUCGCUGGCGGCAUUUGGCCAAGGAAGCCGAUAUUAUGUGUCCAAAACGUACGCAUCUUUCCGUGGGUUUCGUCGAGCUCUGUUCCGCGCGAUUGCCACUUCACGAAAAGGCAGUUGCACAUGCCAAGGGAUAGCGUGCGCAUUUGCCGAAGUUGGUGACAUGUACCUUCGCCCCCACACCUUGUCCGGUCUCGACAUUCUUGGAUUUGGCGUCUAUGGUUCGUCCGGCCGGAGGCAGAAUGAAGUCGCUGCAUUCGUCAUGGCGGUGGCAGCAACAUUGCAAAGGGUUGACAAAACACGAUGGUCCAACCAGUGCCUGUUCCUCAAGCUUGUCGCCUACUUCUUUGAAACCGCGACGCAAGUGUCGACCAAGUCGUCCAAGAUGGGCCGAAGCAAGCACAUGAACCUGUCACUAAGCGGGUGGCACCUCAACCGAACUCAAACCUACGGUGCCGGUAUCACGUAUGACUAGCCGGCAGCAUGCGAUCGGACAACACAUUCUCGUAAGAAUAAAACUCCCUAUUUAUCUG
This is a messenger RNA of Aphanomyces invadans, 736 nucleotides long. RefSeq lists its product as hypothetical. NCBI's taxonomy places the organism in Eukaryota, Oomycota, Saprolegniomycetes, Saprolegniales, Verrucalvaceae. Bases 31 to 678 code for a protein of 215 amino acids. The record is from RefSeq and is a predicted model, not a curated record. The transcript has a single exon.